Messenger RNA from Amoebophrya sp. A25, 2998 nucleotides. NCBI's taxonomy places the organism in Eukaryota, Dinophyceae, Syndiniales, Amoebophryaceae. The record is from the annotation of a GenBank genome assembly.
AAACGAACGACCACAUGUAUCACUGCUCCUCGAGGCAUUUCAGAGAGCGCUUGCGCUUCCAAUUGGAAUUGCAUACUUAUUUAAUAAGUCUCGAAUUAGUUUUGAUUUCGUUUUCGAUCGUAAUGAAAAAGAAAGUGAAGUAGAACUGUUUAUUUUGACCGCCUGGAAAAUGAAAACGCGUAUCUUUGAAAUUUUCUUGCCGUUUGCGCGGGGUGUGCAAGUCACCACGCCCGAGACGCUUCAUGCUGUGCCAUUUGGAAGACCUUCCCGCGCAGCCUCUCUGCAAGUUGUUAGCGCGCUCGACGAUAGCAACAUUUUGCUGAGCUUAGACAACUCGUGGCACGAACUCUCCGUGUUGGAUCUGACGCGGCGGCUUACGGGAAAGGAUCGGCGUUUUCCCCCGUCAGAGGACGCGGAACAGGCUGCGCUGCAUUUUCAAUGGGAACUCUUGUGUCCGCCUACAGCACCUGGUAACGCAGCGAAGCCGAUUUACCAAUUUGGGGAUCUGCGAAUCGACGUGCGGCACACGAUGCUCGACGAGCUACCUUGCUUGAAGGGAAGUGCAAGUACAUCAACUGAAGAAAGCGAAACUACAGACGACCAAAAGAACAAGAAGAUGAAGGUGCCGCUCCUAAGGCUUUUGGCGCUGAAGAGAGUCGUCACCACUGCCUUCGUUGCGAGCCGAGACGAAAUGGAGGCUAUCUCCGAGGAGUGGAACGGAAGAGAGUGGCUGUUGAACUGGUUUCUGCAUUUGCGGAGCGACCGCGUGUGUGAUGCUUCCCACGCAGUCGCGACAACGCGCUUUUUUGACUGGCACGAUUGGGCGCGGCCGUCUUUUCACGGUGUGUAUGCGUCUUACGAUCUCGCGGGUUAUCUGGAGGAAAGGGAUGCGUCUCGCAAUUAUGCUUAUGUAUUCUCCCCCGACGCAGCUAGGGCAGGGCUGUCUUUUUUGACGCCUGUGUUAGACCGCUACUCGACCUCGCAAACCCGCGGGGAGCAGUGCCGCCCGUUGUGCACGAAAGCAAGGCAGUCUGUGCUAAGGCCAACGCUCGGAGUGGAUGGAAGAUGGAGGAAUCAGGGCGAACGCGAUAUAGCCGGGCGGGAAGGUCCGGAGCGCGUGCACGUCAUCACAGCAGAACGGCUAGUAGCACACAGAGGACUUCUGUUCCCUUUAUUGCACCCAGGUAGUCUGGCCACGGUAAGUCACAUGCAGGCGAUAGAGAACGUGAAUCGUGGCUUUGAAAAGUUCUUCCAGCUGCUCGCGGAAAUCGAUCUAGCGCCCCGGUUGUCGUUGUCGGAAUUUUUGGGCACGUACUUUGACGUGCCGCGUGUAUGGGACAACCGCGAUGACCGUGAGGACGAAAGGACAGCACUUGAGAGGCAUUUGAGAACAGAACAGAAAGCUCAUACCUCAACGCCAGUAGGAACCUCUACUGCGGCCACCUCCUCCUCAGACCACAGUGGCUCCUACUGGCGCGUGCGACGGGUGCAGAUUAGGAAUAUGAAUAUGCACAUGAGCGGCCGGCGGAGCACCUUGGCAGACGUGCAGCCCGACGAGAUACAAAGAAUGCAACGAUUUCGGAGAGAGACGUCGCCCACCUUCUGGCAACCUCUUGGGACGCUCCAAGUGUGCUUCGCGAAAGACGACGGAGGGUUCUUGGAAACCCGCGGCACUGAGUGGUGCGUAGAUCUGGAGCUACAGCUGGUGAAGUCGAGACAAACACGGCUUGCGGAAGAGAGCCGGAGCUCCACCGCUCCUAUUCUGCUUGAGGACGGAUCAGCGUUUGACUUAUUCGCGAUUCUUCAGAGAGUUGUCGAAGACCCCAGAUACACCUGGAGCUUCCAUGACCGGGACCUGUUGUGGCAAGAGGAGCUGCUGCCGUAUUUGAGCGUGCAAAUUGGGGAGGCGGAGGCGGUAAACAGAAGCGAUUAUGAUGAGAUCGCAGAAACACGGAGAAGAGAAGCGAGCUGGUUUAGCAUUGAAAAUUUGCGGAAACGUGUCAGGGAUUAUAUUCUAAUGAUCCCCGAGGUCGAUUACGACAACUUCCACUGAUCUCGUCAGAGAGGAAGUUGUACUGACUAGGGCAACUUGGGCCGCGCAACAGGCCCAAGAAUUGCGCAACAAUCUGCAUCUACCACCACAAGGUGAAACUUUUUCCGAGCUAAAUUUGAUCUUGCUGGGAAUACAGUUUGUGUAUAUUACCUUCUGGACGAUCAGCAUCACCUCCGAAUGCGAACAACAACAAUAGCUUUAUAUAUAAGUACACUUCUCUGCCACUGCCAGCAAUAAGAUUAAGACCAGCAACUCAGUGGACGUGGAUUUUUUGUCGCAAUUAUAGGCACGAUUUGCAGACGAGAAAGUGGAAAUGGGAUGUCGUUACACUGGAACAUCAAUUUCUGACGUCUUCCGAAAGUGUGAUCGAGUACGCGAUGGGAAUGCCGCAAUGUCGUGAAAGUGAACGUGAGGAAGUGCUACCCGGCUUGAGCGAUUUAAGGUGAAGAGCAGGGCGUGCGUGGCUUCGGCUUGUGCCUAGGUACCAUACGCGCACGGUGAGGAUUGACAGGAUGACUCGUGAGGGUGAGAUCUUGUGUCAAUUUCUUCAGCUUCUCUGUCCACAAGGAAGUGAUCUAAAGUUGUUGUUACAUUUUCUCGUGGAUCGUGCUUGCAAAGCAAUUCCAAUUCCUUCAGUAACAAUCCCUCAUCCAGGAUUUUCAAGGAGUUUUCUCGUAGUUACUGAGGGCCAGUCUUCUUCCGCUUCGGUGGUGGGGAAGGCUGACCUCGUCUUAUUUACCGCUUCAGGUUCGCGUAGGCUGUUGAUGCCUAGGCUUGUUUGUCGUGAUCUUCAUCUGCAGACUGAAACCCUACGGUCGUCUGAAACUGUGGCCGAUUGUACGGUCUUAUGCGCACCCAGUAUGUAAUUUGGAUGAUCUUAUAAAUAUGGGGGUAAAUAAUUGAUUGAAAGGGUGGCAGCAUAUAGUCCUAACGCAAAAAAAAAAA